Messenger RNA from Cololabis saira (Pacific saury), 1446 nucleotides. RefSeq names its product CD209 antigen-like protein A. The record is from RefSeq and is a predicted model, not a curated record. Lineage: Eukaryota; Metazoa; Chordata; Actinopteri; Beloniformes; Belonidae. Bases 81 to 905 code for a protein of 274 amino acids. The transcript is spliced from 7 exons.
CAAGACAAGAUCAGCACUUCAACGGCAGAUCCACAGUUAGUCAAGUACAGCACCUGUCCGGCUGUCUCUGUCCUCUCAGGAUGUCCUCAGAUAUUUACUCUAAACCAGAUUUAUCAAAAAAGGUGAGAUACAACAGAAAUGAGCAAGAAGACGGAGCAGGAUGGGACGAGAGGGAGGUGGAUAUCUAUGAGACUGUUGAUGAUGUUGGGAAUAAUCUUACUGUUCAGUCACAGGAAGAAGGACGACAAACUUGGAAGCAUCGUGCUCUUCAGAAAAUACCUGUCAGAGGUGCAACACUGUGUCGAGGAGUGUUGUGCACGGUGGUUUUAGUUGUGGUCGUCAUCUUGUUCAUAUACGCUCUUCACGUCACCUUGGAGGUCAACCAGCUGAGGACCAAGCUCAAGGAUAUCACUUCGGACAAAGACGAGCUGCAGAGGGAAUACAACCAACUGAACAACACUUAUAAUCGGCAAAAAAAUGAACUUGACGGAGAGUGUCAUGAAGGAUGGAGAAGAUUUGGCUCCAGUUUAUACAGAAAAUUCACUGAGAGUAAAACUUGGUCUGAGAGCAGGAAGGAGUGUGAGGAAAGAGGAGCUGAUCUGGUGAUCAUAAACAGCAAAGAGGAGCAGGAUUUUGUGGGGCGACUGUACACAAAUGAAACCUCCUGGAUUGGUCUGAAAGCUGAAUGGUCGACAAGUAAAGAGGAAUAUGAAUGGAAAUGGGUGGACGGAUCACCACUGACAACAAUGUUCUGGGUUGCAGCACAGUCUCCACAUCAGCAUAACAAACGGGAACAUGCUGCAGUGUGUUGUACUAAUGAAGGGAAAUGGAAAUAUUCAUACUACACUUCCAAUUAUAACUGGAUCUGCGAGAAGAAAAUACAAGAAUUUAUUGUUGAAUCCUGAUUAACUUCAGAUAACAUUUGUUCACUUCCAUUCAUUGUGUUUCGUGUGUCAUUUAUAAAUGUGGUGAUUCUGAACUUCAUCAUGUGUACAGGGUAGUGAAGCUGUCAUCAGAACUACAGGAGAACUUGAUAAUGCUGGAGUAAAAUAUAAUGAUUGUAAAUAAGUAUAAAUGCAGCUUUACUCCUCUUUGUUUACUUGUGUUGUUUUAAUUUGAUAUGUGAUGAAUGAAGAGUUGUCAGUUAAAAUAAUUGUCUUUAUUCUACGACAUUUACAUAAACAUUUGUCCUCCUGCUUCAUUUUCACAAACAAAAGGCAAAGUGUAUUUCAGGAACAGAGGAAAAACCAUCAAUAAACAAGGAAACUUGACAACAGCUGUUGGAUUAAAUGUUUCGGAUUAAAUGUUUCGGACACAAAGUCUGAAGUUACAAUUUAGUUGUUUUUAACACAAAACUGCUUAAAUUAAAAUUAAAAUUAAUUACUAAAAGACAAUAAACAUGAGGAUGAGCAAACUCUCUUUUUAAAAACAGACCUGAAUCUUGUA